Messenger RNA from Rubroshorea leprosula, 1724 nucleotides. The record is from the annotation of a GenBank genome assembly. Lineage: Eukaryota; Viridiplantae; Streptophyta; Magnoliopsida; Malvales; Dipterocarpaceae.
CAAACACACCAAAUCCGCCACCAGAAAAAUCUCUCUACCUCUCGUUUAAAAAAGAAACAAGUAUUUUUCUUGAAGAUAAAGCUAAUUUCAUGAAUUAGGGUUUCGAUUCCCAAAUUGCUUAUCCAAAGUCUAGAAUCUCCAUCCAAUUCCUUUUGUUUAGCGUGCCUGGUUAAUGCUAGUGAUUAGGGUUUUCCAAAUCCGGGCCUCAUGUUGAGCUCCAUCUGCUCUCACUCCCUCUCUCAACGACCAAUUCUUGCACCAUCUAUAACUAAGUUUAGGGUUUUGAGACCCGGAAGCUUGUCGUUGUCUCGGAGCUCUCGGAUCGUUGAGUCCAAUUUUAAGCUCUCGAAAAGCAAAUGGAAAAUUUCAUGCUUUAGGCGAGAGAGUUUUCCUUCAGAAAAUUCGCAAUCUGAAUUCAUUGAGCAUUUUCUACCCGAGGAAGUAAUAAAACAGGAGAUCGAUAAGUCAUCUAUUGACAAAAGAGAUUGGAAAUCAAUUCUCCAACAGGCUGCAGGUACAGCCCUGAAAGCGAUAGGGAGCCGUUGGACUGUACCUUGGACAGCAGAGACAAUACUGCAGGUUAUGCUUCUGUGGGUAGCUGCAUUCUGGUUCAUUGGGUCAUGGAUGAUUCCUUUUGCAGCACACAUGGCAGGUUUCAGCAAGGGAUCUCUAACAUUCAGAGGGCAAGCUUUGUUCAGUCUUGUGACUGAUGUAACUGAGGGCCUUGCUGGUAUUGCAAUACUCCACCGCUGCCUGUCCCAGUUUCGUCCCCUUCCAUCUGACUGGUUUAGGUUUAGCUUGAGGGGAAACUGGCAGUUAGACGUUGUGCUGGGAUGCCUCAUGUUUCCCCUGGUCAACCGACUGUCACAGUUCAACCUCCAUUUGUUGCCCUUGAUGCCACCUACACCCAUGGCUCGUUCAAGUGUCGAGCAGUCAAUUUUGGCCAGGGAUCCAGUUGCCAUGGCACUGUAUGCAACAGUAGUUUCAGUUUGUGCUCCUGUAUGGGAGGAAAUUGUUUUCCGUGGCUUUCUUCUCCCUUCCUUGACAAGAUACAUGCCUGUAUGGUGUGCAAUACUGGUGAGUUCAGUGGCCUUUGCUCUGGCACAUUUUAAUGUACAGACAAUACUACCACUUAUCUUCCUGGGAGCCGUAAUGGGGGUUGUUUUUGCACGGUCAAGGAAUCUUUUGCCAUCCAUGCUCUUGCAUAGCCUCUGGAAUGGUUUUGUAUUCUUAGAUCUAAUGAGAUAGCUCCUUAGCUUCUUGAAUAGCUCCACAGCUGUUUGAUUAAAUGUGAAUGAAGCAUAGGGUUGUGUCAACUUUGGGAGCUAUGCAUCUUCCAGGGGCUCUGAAGGUAUUGCCAUUUUUCUUUUUGGUGAGAUGCAGCAUAUCCCCAUUGAUAGACAAGCUACUGCGCAUUAUCUGCAAUACCAAUGAGAUGUCUAGAAAGCCUGUACAGCGAAUGCAAGGAAGUUACUUCAAGCCGAUACGCCAUCUGGUCCAGCAAUUACUAGGAGAAUUGUGGAUUUGUAUUUGAUUGGACAGUAGAAAAUAACGAAGAAGAAAGAAAAUGCUUUUCAUUUUUGUUUCGCCUAAGGCAAUCAUUUAUGUUGUAAUUCUUGUACUACUUGUUUUUAAUUUAUUGUGAUCUGAGCACAAAUUUCCUUUCUUUUCUUGCAAUCCAUGUCAUUUUAAUCUUUGAUCGGUAACAAAAUUUCACAUAAAUA